Molecule: messenger RNA, 2055 nt
Organism: Schizosaccharomyces japonicus yFS275
Lineage: Eukaryota; Fungi; Ascomycota; Schizosaccharomycetes; Schizosaccharomycetales; Schizosaccharomycetaceae
Product: chaperonin-containing T-complex epsilon subunit Cct5
Exons: 2
Coding region: 267-1916 (549 amino acids)
Biological process (GO): protein folding
Cellular component (GO): cytoplasm; chaperonin-containing T-complex
Molecular function (GO): ATP binding; ATP hydrolysis activity; ATP-dependent protein folding chaperone
Source: RefSeq, a predicted model, not a curated record
CGCUGCAACGCGUUCCCUUCCUCGCGAACACGAUCCUCCAACAACCUUCUCCAAGUCGAAGACUCCCUGAACAAACUUGUUAGUUGUUAGGACAUUUUUGCGCGUUUUUACGUCCAAAUUUUAACAAGAACCUUAGGUGUUAGCUUUGCUUCGAGUAGGUCUUUUUACAGGAAAUUUCUCGACCGUGAACGAUACACAGUUAGCGAUUCUCGGCAUUCAGGACGAUUAUUUAAGAGUUCUUCCUUGUAUACACAAAUACUAGCAUCAUGAAUCAAAUGCCAGGCAUGGAAAACGCCGUAAUGGUACGGGACGACCAGGGAAACCCGUUUAUCCUCGUUCGUGACCAAGACAAGAAAAAACGUCUUCAUGGAAUUGAUGCUGUUAAGAGUCACAUUCUGGCUACGAAGACUGUUGCUAACAUUGUCCGCUCGUCACUUGGUCCCCGUGGUCUCGACAAAAUCCUAAUCUCGCCCGACGGAGAUAUUACAAUCACAAAUGACGGUGCUACGAUUCUUGAUCAAAUGGAAGUCGAACAUCAAAUUGCCAAGCUUCUUGUCCAACUGUCAAAAUCACAGGACGACGAAAUUGGAGAUGGCACUACUGGUGUCGUCGUUUUGGCCGGUGCUCUGCUUCAGCAGGCUGAAGCUCUUAUUGACAAGGGUAUUCAUCCUAUCCGUAUCGCCGACGGCUAUGAAAAAGCAUGCCAAUUGGCUGUUCAACACCUUGACAAAAUCGCCGAUGAGGUUACGUUCUCCGAAGGAAACACGGAGAACUUGCUUCGUGCUGCGAAAACGAGUUUGGGCAGCAAAGUCGUCUCCAAGGCCCAUGACCAUUUUGCCCAAAUUGCCGUUGAUGCUGUCCUUUCUGUGGCAGAUUUCAAGCGUAAAGAUGUUGACUUUGAGCUGAUCAAGGUUGAUGGAAAGGUUGGUGGCUCUGUUGAUGAUACUGUGCUCGUGAAGGGUGUCAUUAUCGACAAAGACAUGUCUCAUCCCCAGAUGCCUCGUGAAGUGAAGGAUGCGAAGAUUGCUAUUUUGACAUGUCCCUUCGAGCCCCCAAAGCCUAAGACGAAACACAAGCUUGAUAUCAAGAGUGUUAAGGAGUUUGAGCGCCUUCAAGCUUAUGAAAAGGAAAAGUUUGAGGAGAUGAUAAAAUACGUGAAAGAUGCCGGGGCUAAUCUUGUGCUCUGCCAAUGGGGUUUUGACGACGAAGCCAACCAUCUGUUACUUCAGAACGAGCUUCCCGCUGUUCGUUGGGUCGGUGGUCCAGAGAUUGAACUGGUGGCCAUUGCUACGAACGGUAGAAUUGUUCCUCGUUUUGAGGACCUUGCUCCUGAGAAGCUCGGUAAGGCCGGCAUCGUUCGGGAGCUGUCAUUUGGUACAACCCGUGAUCGCAUGUUGGUCAUUGAAGAUUGCGCAAACUCGCAUGCCGUUACUGUCUUCGUUCGCGGUAGCAACAAAAUGAUUAUUGAUGAAGCUAAGCGCGCCCUACACGACGCUCUGUGUGUUGUGCGCAACCUUAUUCGCGACAGCCGUGUUGUUUACGGUGGUGGUGCCGCUGAAAUUGCAUGCUCUCUGGCCGUCUCUGAUGCUGCUGAAAAGGUUCCCGGUAUUGACCAAUACGCCAUGAAAGCCUUUGCUGAUGCCCUUGACACAAUUCCUCUUACUCUCGCAGAAAACAGUGGUUUGGAGGCCAUUGAGACUUUGACUGCCGUCAAGGCCAAACAGGUGAAGCUCCAAAACUCGCACCUUGGUAUCGACUGUGUUCAAAGUGGUCAAGACGAUAUGAAGGAACAGUUUGUCAUUGACCCUCUCAUUGGAAAGAAGCAACAGCUGUUGCUUGCUACUCAGUUGUGCCGUAUGGUGCUCAAGGUUAACGAUAUUAUCGUUGCUGGUGCUAAAGAUGAUGAGUACAACUAGAAAAAUGCUGUUAUACUUAUAGAAAAUUGUCGUGACCGAGCAAAUGAGUAAAAUAAUGUGAUUGACAUGCAGUCCUUCUACAGCUUCUGUGAAUCCUAUCCUCUUAUCCCUCUAUCCUACCAUCCUACGCUACCAUUUA